Messenger RNA from Effrenium voratum, 1989 nucleotides. The record is from the annotation of a GenBank genome assembly. NCBI's taxonomy places the organism in Eukaryota, Dinophyceae, Suessiales, Symbiodiniaceae.
CAAGGUGCCUCAGGUAUACCAAGUCCCUAUCUCAGCUUUCCAUCCGUGCCAUGGAGCCGAGGACAGCGCGUCGCUGAGGAUGGAAGUGUCCACCUUGCCUCACAAGUCGCAGCUGCAGCGUCUGCGGGAGAUACAGAGCAAGCACACUGCGAGCCCGCCGCAGACGUUGCAGCCGCAGACGUCGCAGCCGCAAACGUUCAAGACGUUGCCGCCGCAGACCUUCAAGACGUUGCAGCCACAGACAUUCUCACAGCCGUUGCAGUCGCGGUUGCAGCCUCGGCCGUUGCAAACGUUGCAGACGCAAUUGCAGAGCAGCCGAUUUCAAGUCUGGGUCCCCAGUGAGCUUGCGAGUUCUGCGAGCUCCAUCACCCGAACCACUUCCGCCCCACUGGUGGUACCUGCGUCGCCGGCUUCGCAGCCCCAGACUCUCUCGCAGCCGGUGUCGCCGCAGUCCGCACAACCCCAGACGGCGGGGCACGUGGCAGAGCGCUUGAGGCAGCUGAAGAGCGACCUGCAGCUGGCGCAGCGAUGUCAGUUGCAGCUGCCCAGCGCGCUGAACCGCCGCCUGCGGCGCCUGAAGUCGCUGUCCAGCCUGAACUGGCGGACGAGUCUUCCGUCUCCGGUGGUGUCUUCCCAUGCGCCGGUCAGUGAAAGGAACUCCAACUCCCUGCAGCUGGCUUUGGAGCGCGAGGUGCGGCGGCCUUUGGAGCAGCUGGAGGCGGCCCUGGGCGCGGUGCGGUCGGAGCAGCGCGCCAUGCGGCGACUCCAGGAGCAGCAGCUGCAGCGCAUGGAUCAGCUGCUGGAGGCGCCCCAGGCGAGCGCCGGAGACGCGGCGCUGGUGGAGCAUGUGCUCUACGCCCAGUCCGCGCGCAGGGAGGAGUUUCUGCACGCGGAGCUGCGGCAUUUGGAUCAGGAGGAAAAGGAGCUGGAGCAGGCGAAUUUGGAGCUCAAGCGCCAGGCGGAGGCGAUCGAAGCCGAGGUGCCACUCGUUUCGCAUCCUCCUCCCGCUUGGCUGCCGAUGCCCACGCUGGCGCCAACCCUGGGGAUCUCCGAUCCAUCGGGCUGCAGGACGUUGCCAUCGAGUGGGACUUCCCCACGUCCACUCCUAGUCCCAACUGCCGGGACUUCCACCUGGCAGUCGCCACUUGCCGCGAGGCUCACCACGCCAACUGGGACUUCCACCUGGCAGUCGCCCGUGGCGCAGCCAAGGCCCGCGACGCGAAGCGAGCCCGUGGCCGCCCGACCCGGCGCCGCCGAUGCAAAGGCGGCGUCCGACGAGGUGCGGGCCGUUCCUGGACAAGGGCCGCUGUGGCAGCCGGCUAGCCAGGAUUGCCACGAGCCUUUGAUGCAGGCUUACUUGGCCUUCCUGAACAAUGAAGUCGAUCGCCCGCCAUCUGCUCCUCCUACGACUCUCACGCCUGCCACGGUCGCAUGCCCCUCGCCGGCGUCUGCAUCUCCUGUGGCAAGCGCGGCGGUCGCAAGUGCGCAAGGCCUGGAGAUGCCGCAGGUCUACCGCGCCGCGGUGCAGAUCGUGGCGGAGCACGGCUGGGAGGCGCUCCAUGGGGGCGAGCAAGCAGGAGCUUGCUGGACCGCCUUGCACUGGGCGGCGGCCGAGGGGCGGAGCGACAUCUGCCAGCUGCUGUUGCGGUGCCGUGCCAACAUACAUCACGAGGAUGAGAUCGGGCGAACUCCAGCCUACUACGCUGGCCUGCACGGGCAUGCCGAAAUCCUCGCUCUCCUGAAGACCAACGAGCCAUCCGCGGCUCAGGACUCGAAGACGCCCAGCGAGGAAGAUCACACGGACCGCUUAUCCGCCGCAAGCACCGGGGCCAGUGCCCUAUGGAACGACCGUGCCUCACAUGCGUCACCUUGGUCUGCGACGACCCAGCACGUUUGAGCAGGUUUUCGCUCGAGAAGCGGCGCGUUUUGGGGGGUUGCUCAAAGGGCACCCCGUCUGAAAUGCUCAAGCAAAUGUAGUUCUAGUUUCAC